Entamoeba invadens IP1 is the source of this 369-nucleotide messenger RNA. RefSeq lists its product as hypothetical. The record is from RefSeq and is a predicted model, not a curated record. NCBI's taxonomy places the organism in Eukaryota, Evosea, Mastigamoebida, Endamoebidae. The coding region runs from base 1 to 369 and encodes 122 amino acids. Gene Ontology annotation, biological process: carbohydrate metabolic process. The transcript has a single exon.
AUGAUGGUAGAAAAGUAUUACAAAGAUACUAAAAGAGCUGAAUUACUGAGAAAGAGAGCGCAGGACCUAUCAACUUCAUUUGAGAAAUUGUUCUGGAAUGAAGAGAAAAGGUACUUCGUCCAAGUUAUUUGGCAGGACAACAAAAAGCAGAAAGUGAUCGUCGACAAAUUGACUGCAACUAUGGCGUUCAAUAACAUUGUAACUGAUCAAAUAAAGAUAAAAAACACUUUGAUAACAUCAGAAAGUUCAACACCAAACUUGAAUGCGGCAUUGCAAGAUAUCCACAAGACUCAUACUUCUAUUCUCCAAAGUGGAAUAUUGGAGGAAAAGAAGUCGGUGAAGCAAGCCCACUAUGGGGAGAAGCUGUAG